Messenger RNA from Spathaspora passalidarum NRRL Y-27907, 2754 nucleotides. It is a transcript of the gene YBP1, whose product is annotated as Ybp1p. The transcript has a single exon. The record is from RefSeq and is a predicted model, not a curated record. Gene Ontology annotation, cellular component: cytoplasm. Gene Ontology annotation, biological process: cellular response to oxidative stress. Bases 84 to 2165 code for a protein of 693 amino acids. Lineage: Eukaryota; Fungi; Ascomycota; Pichiomycetes; Serinales; Debaryomycetaceae.
ACGUCUUUUAUUCUGUGUCAAUUUCUUUUUACCUACUCACCAAUAUAGUUUAACAAAUCGAAGAAGGUCCCGCUUUACCCACAAUGUCUGAAACUGAUGUGUCAAGCGAUACAACCAUUGAACCCUUUGUGUUUGAAAAGGUAUUAGAAAACUUGGAAGCUGGCUGUCGCGAUGCUAUUGCCACUAAGGAUUACUUGUCCUAUAGUACCCUCUUGGAUAUCUAUUUAAGUGAACCCCUGAAAUAUACCAAUGAGGAAAAGGAAAAGUUAUUGCAGUCUAUCUUGGAUAUUUUACAAGAACACCCUGACUUGACAUACAAAAUUGGAUGGGAUUUGCCCAGCUUGUUACUUCCCUAUGUCGACUCCGAUUAUCAGUUUAAUAAAGGGAUAAGAAACUCUCCUUGCGUAUACAAGAUCUUGAAACUGUUUGAGUGUUUGGCCCGCCAUGGUAAUCCCAAAGAAUUGUUUUUAAAGUGCUGUGAAUUAUUAUCAACUAUUAAAGUUACUGAUAGUCCAUCAACUAUCAAACCUGAAUUUCAAGAAAACUUUUUUGAUAUCAAGUUGUAUUGUAUUUUUGAAUUGAUUGAUGCAUGUCUCAAGAGAAUUCAAACAUUGUAUCCUUCCAGGUUCUUAUCCAUGACGGUAACUUCGUAUAUAAACUUAGCUUAUGUCAAUUUGGUCAGGGGACAAUGGUCUGCUACUAAUGCCCACUUUAUUUUGAAACGGGCUUAUAGUUUUGCUAGAAAUUAUAUAAACCCGCCAUUACCAGAUCAAAUUGAUCCAGAAUUAACCAAAGAAGAAUUAGCCAAAAUUACAGAGGAUGAGGAAUACUUACAGCGGAAAUUGUUGACUGGGUUUUUGACCCAGUUGGUGUCGUACACCAGCAAGCUUGGCGCUGAAGGUUAUUCCAUUGAUAUGUUCAGUUGGUUACAAAACAAGAGCAAGAAAUCCAAACUCACAUUCCACUUUCAAAUCGAUCCAGUUUUAUAUGAUCGUCUUGUAGAAUUGGCUUAUUCCUAUGACAUCCCCUUGCGUGAUGACUUUAAAAAGUUUAUCGCUGAUUCUAAUGCUAUUUUCAAAGAGUUUGAAUUUAAAGAUGAUACCGAUGAGGAUGACUUGAGUGGUGAAAUAUUUGAAAGAUUAGUGGUUGAUUAUCAAAAGAAUCUAUUCACCAGUAUUAUUGAUAGUGACUCUAAAAGUAUAAAUGAUUCAAUUAUCGGUGAAUUGAUCUUGCACACUCAUGUUGUAUGUACCAAGAAAUCAUUUGACCAUGUUGAUGUUUCCAUUUAUGAUGCCGUCGUCAUGGGUUUAAGAAUACUCAUUCCGCAAAUGGUCCAGCCAAGUUUUGUCAACCGUGGUGCAUUUGAUGUUGCCGUGUUUUGGUCCUGGUAUGCCAUAUAUCAAACUGGGUUAAAACGUAAGAAACCUGAGGUUGAAUUUGCCGCAAUUCCUAAAUUGUUGUUGAGGCUCUACAUGCAAAGUAUUUUGUUUACCAUAAUCCAUUGUAAAGAACAACCAAACCAUAGAUUUAUGUUGUUUACGUUGUUAUCCAAGAUAUUAUGUCUUGCUCCUGAGAAUACUGGGUAUGAAUUCAUUAAGGACACGUUGGAAAAUUGUCCUUAUGAAGCAACAAAGGCUCCAGUUAUUGGGGUAUAUAAGGAACUUCUUCUUAAGGAUAAGUUUGAGCCGGUGGAUAACCUUGAAGAGGAAUUUCUGAAGGCUUCCUUGGACGAUAAGAAUAGGGAAAAUGACAAGGAGCAAAAUGGAGACAAAAAAGAGGAUAAACCAAUCGUACCACCUCCGUUGCCACGUAGAUCAACUGGGAAAUCACAUAAAUUUUUUACUUUUACCGAGGAAAGACUUGAUGAUUUACUAACCUUGAUUUUAUUUGCCCAAUCAAGUACAUUUAUUGCUAACGAAGACAAAUCUGUUUCUAUUGAUCCAGCUACGUUAUCCACGUUGGCGGCAUACUUGAAUUUACUUAUCGUCUUGAAAAAGGACAAGAUAUUGCUUGAGAAUAAAGACAAAUUGGACCGAGUUCUUAGAGUUGUCGAAAACAAUAUUGAUGCCGUCCAGACAAAACACAAGAAUAACCCUGAGGCAAACCAAUUUGAAUUUAAUGCUGCUGGAAUGCUUGAACUUACAAUUGAAAGAUUUAAAGAUUAGCUUUUUUUUGUGUAUGUAUGUAUAUAUAUAAUCCUAUAACAUUGUAUUAUUGUUUAUCGCUUUUUCGAAGAGCCUUUUUUGUUGGAAAUGUUUCUGUCAUCAACUAACGGCCCCCAAUAGACAAAGAAUCCUUCUUUGGUAGUGGUGAUUUCUUCUUCCAUUUGCAACUCCUCAUCAUCUAUGAAUGGAUCUUCAUAAUCGUAUUUACCAACUUUACGAAUCAUUCUGAUUUCAUGUUGUCUAACUAGUUGUUGUUCUGUCAAUUCCUUAUCUUUGGCAGCAGCAGCAGCAGGUGGUGGUGGUGGUGGUGGCUGUGCCAGUUUCUCUUCAUCGACAAUCACAUCUUCUUCGUCAUCAUCAUCCAUUCCUUCGUCGUCUUCAUCCAUCAUGUCGUCCAUGAUAUCAAUGGCUGAUUUUGCCUUGGGAUGAACAACAGACCAUCCAUACUUCUCCUCAGCUAAUCGUAAAACAUUGAUUACUACUUCUGCUUUGCCUGGUUUCGGGUCCUUAGGGUCAAGUAAGGGGAUAUUUAAUGCGAUUAUAGGAGGUUCUGGCUUUUCCUUCUCCUUCUCCUUAGACUUAUCUUCCU